CUUUGGCAUUAUUAGGCUAAAUAAUGGGAGUAGGGUUUUCUUUUGUAAUUGUACAUCAAAUAAAUUAUUGGGACCAUCCUACACAUAUUAGAGACCAAUAAUAUGAAGUAGGAGGUUGACUUGAUCUGAAUAAUUUGGGGAGAGUAGAAAAGUACAUCUUAUGACAAAGGACAAAAAUGAUAGGACCCAUCUUUCCACUCUUGGAUGUAUUGGUAGAUAUUUUGUUCCCAAAUUAAUUAGGGGACAUGAGAGUACGCCCCACACCUUCCUAGCACCUGCAAAACAGGUAGGAUAAGUUAGAACACAUAAAUGGGGCGGACCUAUUGAGUUGAGAGCCCAAACAAUACAAAAGAGAAAUAAAAGAGGAGGACCAUCCCAUGUUUGAUUGGAAUCAAACACCCAACCUUUUAUUUUUGGGAGCCACACGUUUAGAUAACGUUUUGAGAGCAUCCAGAUAUCUUCCCCUCACCCCUCAUUCGAACUCAAGAGAUAAGGGGAAGAGAAGAGCCGCACAAGAGAAAGAAAGCAAGAGAGGGAGAAGAUUCUGGCCGCAGGGAGAACUUCCAGUGCGCUGGCCUUCUUUUUCGACUUAUAUCUCGAGUUUUGCUCAUCCAAAAGAGACGUGUGAGGUGCCCGCUGAAACCUCUCGAAAAGAGGAAUCCAUAGGCGUGCGGUUUGAAGAAAACGGAGCAGUGUAAGGCUUCUAAAUCGUCCGAACGAAACGCAACCUCGCAGAAUACGAUUUUGUAUUCAAAGUACCAGUGUCCAUACAUCCAGUCUGUCAAAUUGAUUGAGUUCAUCUUGCAUCGCAAUCACCCAAUCUGGAUCAAGUAGUGCAUCGGAGACCUUUGAUGGUUCUGACUGGCUUAGCAAACAGGCGAAGUGGCAUUCAUUCAUCGUGGCAGAUCUUGUGCGCACACCUUGACUCGGAUCACCUAUAAUUUGAUCAACGGGAUGUGCUUUUGUCCAUUUCCUCUCAUGAGCCAGAGGAGUUGGAGUAAUGAUUGGUUGAAGUGAAGUGAGGCAG
Messenger RNA from Cuscuta europaea, 1027 nucleotides. NCBI's taxonomy places the organism in Eukaryota, Viridiplantae, Streptophyta, Magnoliopsida, Solanales, Convolvulaceae. The record is from the annotation of a GenBank genome assembly.